Molecule: messenger RNA, 5125 nt
Organism: Epinephelus moara (kelp grouper)
Lineage: Eukaryota; Metazoa; Chordata; Actinopteri; Perciformes; Serranidae
Gene: c5
Product: complement component 5
Exons: 41
Coding region: 90-4997 (1635 amino acids)
Cellular component (GO): extracellular region
Molecular function (GO): protein binding; endopeptidase inhibitor activity
Source: RefSeq, a predicted model, not a curated record
CUCACAGGUAUUAACCAAUAGUUGAUAUAUGUGUUGCUGUCAGUGGGUCAGUUUUCUCAGUCAGAGUGUGUUUCCUCCUCAUCGUCAGGAUGAAGGUGUGGGUCCUACUGAUGUGUGUGAGCUUUUUCUGUCCGAGGACCGAGGCUGACGCCAGAUCGUAUCUGAUCACAGCGCCUCUCUCGUUUCGUCUGGACGCCGUGGAGACAGUGUUGCUGCAGUUGUUUGGUUUCACGGAUGAGGUGACAGUCCAUGUGUUCCUGAAGACCUCCAUGGCUCCGGAUCAUGUGGUUCUGGCUCAGGAGGCCGUGACCCUCAACGCCAAGAACAACCAUCAGGCCGCCACCAAAGUCAAGCUCCGCCCAGGUCAGCUGGAUAAGAGUGUGAGUCAUGUGAUCCUACACGUCCAAUCAGCAGAGAUCAACCAGCACCUGUCUGUCUCCGUCAGCCGCACCAACGGCUUCCUGUUCAUCCAGACGGACAAACCACUGUACACCCCCCAUCAGAGCGUCAAGGUGAGGGCGUUCUCCCUGAACCAGGAGCUGGCGCCGGCCAAUCGCAGCGUUUUCCUGACCUUCAAGGACCCGGAUCACACCACAGUGGACAUCGUGGAGAUGAUCGAUGUCAACAACGGAAUCCCGUCGAUGCAGAACCCGUUUAAGAUCCCGAUCAAACCCAAGUUGGGGAUUUGGUCCAUUGAAGCUUCUUACUCUGAUGAUUUCACCACAACAGCGAGAACAGACUUUGAAAUUAAAGAAUAUGUUCUUCCCAGUUUCUCCAUCCUGGUGGAACCACAAGCGAACUACAUCAGCUUCGGAAGCUUCAGCAGUUUCAGCUUCAAAGUCUCAGCCAGGUAUCGCCACGGAGCUCCAGUGGCCGAUGGCGAGGUGUUUCUGCGUUACGGCUACAUUAGCGGGAAGAAUCCUCCGGUUAUCAUCCCCAGCUCCGUCAUCAGAGAGACAUUGUCCUCAACAGGUGAGGUGGACGUGACAGUGAACAUGGAGAAGGUUCUGUCCAAACACGACGGGCCCAAAGACCUCAACAGUCUGGUGGGGAAGUACCUGUACAUCGCUGUGCUGCUGCAGGAGGACACAGGUGGGAUCACUCAGGAGGCGGAGUUUGCUGCAGUGAAGUUCGUCAAGUCACCGUACAGUCUGAGUCUGGUGUCGACGCCCCCCUUCAUCAAACCUGGCCUUCCUUAUAACAUCCAGGUGCUGGUGAAGGAUCACCUGGACAAACCGGUAAACCGGGUUCAGGUGCGUCUGGUGGAGCGGAAGCUGUUCAGGACGGGGACGGAGAGCGAGGAGCUGCCAUGUCCCGACAGCGCCGACACCCAAUCAGACGGCCUCGCUGUCUUCAUCUGCAACACGCCGAGCCAAGGAGUUCGAGCCAUGCUCAAGUUUGAGACGGCAGACCCCACCCUCCCAGCAGCCAGUCAGGCAUCUCUGAGUCUGGUGCCGGUGGCGUAUCACUCUCCGAACCAGCGUUACCUGUACAUCGACCCACCGCUGCCCGGCCACGGCCUGCAGGUGGGACGCUUCGCCAACAUCAAGGUGUACUCGGCCACGCCCUCCUACGUGCCCGUCAGAGCCCUCAGCUACCUGGUGCUGUCCAAAGGGAAGGUUGUGGAUUUCGGGAGUCAGAAGUUUGUCUCCAGCGGCGACCACAGACAGAGCCUGAGCUUCGAGGUGACGGACGCCAUGGUCCCGUCCAUCAGACUGCUGGUCUACUACAUCCUGUACGGAGAGGGGACGUCCGAGCUGGUGGCCGACUCCGUCUGGCUGGACAUCAGAGACAAGUGUGUCAACGGACUCCAGUCCCAAGGCCUGUGUCGAGCAAAGGGGGCGUGUCCAAAUGAAGCCCGUGUCGAAGCCCGUAUCGUUUUUCAGGAUAUCACCUGUGUUGAAUUAAUGUGUGUGUGUGUGUGUGUGUGUGUGUGUGCAGGUGAGGCGUGUACAGCAGCCGUGCGUGCAAAGCGGGCUCUGACUGAGGAAGCGAAGGCAAAGAAAGCACAGAGUUACGGUCCCUUGAAGACGUGCUGUGAACAAGGGAUGAAGUACAUCCCGAAGAGCGUGACAUGUGAUCAGUUCGCCGAGCAGACCUUCAGGAAACAUCUUCGUUGCAAACGCGUCUUCAAAGCCUGCUGCGAGUUCAUCCAGCAGCACCUGGACCAGGACCAGAACCUCGUGCUGGGACGCCACGCGCUGGGCGCGGACUUCGAUGUCGCUCCUUCUCUCGUUCGGAGCUACUUUCCGGAGAGCUGGCUGUGGGAGGUUCAUCCUGUCAGGGUCGGACAGAUAUCAGCCAUCAUGUCUCUACCAGACUCUCUGACCACCUGGGACAUCAAGGCCGUCGGCAUGUUCAAGAACGGUAUAUGUGUUGCAGAGCCGGUCCAGGUGUCGGUCAGUCUGCCGCUCAGCGUGGACGUCCCGCUGCCCUAUCAGGUGGUCAGAGGAGAACAGCUGGAGCUGAAGGGCUCCGUGUACAACCAGCAGGCCGACAGUAUCUCGUACUGCGUGACAUUGACGGUCGGCCCGGCGCUGUGCCUGCAGCAGUCUAAGCCGGCUUCUGCCGGGACGGGGCUGCACUCCACUUCCUGCAGCUGGACGCCCCUGCCUGCAGGCGAGGUGGGGAAGGUGACCUUCACUCUGCUGGGCCUGGAGGCUGGAGAACACACCCUGACCUUCACCCUGAGGACACGCCAAGGAGACAGAGACAUCCUGGAGAAGAAGCUACGGGUGGUGCCUGAAGGACUAAAGAAAGAGGUGUUUUCUGGAGGAACACUGGACCCUCAGGGGCUCUACGGUUCAGAGAAGAGAACAGUGGAGCUGAAGAACAACCUGCCGACCAACAUCGUUCCAAACACAGCUGUGGAGAGGAUGAUCAUGAUCAGUGGUGAGGUUCUUGGUGACGUCAUAUCAGUGAUGCACAGCCCAGAGGGCCUCCGACAGCUCGUCAACCUGCCGGCUGGCUCGGCGGAGGCGGAGCUCGGUGGCCUCCUCCCUCUGGUCCAGGUGUACCAGUACCUGGAGACGACAGGAAGCUGGGGAGUCCUGGGGAUGGACAUCCGUAAGAACUCUGACGAUCUGAAACAAAAGAUCAGAGAAGGUCUGGUCGGUAUCACCUCAUUUAGACAUGAAGACUUCAGCUACAGCAUGUGGACAAAGAGAGAACCCAGUACCUGGCUGACGGCCCUGGCGGUGAAGACUCUGUCUCUGGUGGACCCGGUGGUCUCUGUGGACCAUCAGUCUCUGUCAGACUCAGUGUCCUGGUUGAUCCGCAGCUCUCAGCAGCAGGACGGAUCCUUCAGUGACAACUCGUCCUACAAACCCAACAAAAUCAUGGCUGCAGGGACAGCUGAGGUUGACCAAUCAGUGUAUGUGACGUCCUUCGUGCUGAUCGCCUUACACCGAGCGACGAGCAUCAAAGACCCCAUCCUGCAGCUCCGGUUCCACGAUGACAGCAUGAAGUCUGCUGCGAACUACAUUUCCCAGCAUGCCCCAGGAGUGAAGAGUGUGUAUGUGCGUGCGGUUGCGACCUACGCGCUGACCCUUCAUGACCCCAACAGCAUGGCGGCGUCCACGCUGCUCAGCAGUCUGGAGAAACUCGCUCGAAACAAAGGUAACCCUGCUGUGCUCAGGUACUGGCAGGAGUCCAGCGUGACAGCUGAUUGGCUGAGACCCGACGAGACGAGCGGUCAGACGGUGGAGACGACGGCGUACGUCCUGCUGACUAUGCUGCUGAAGGGGAGGAUCCAGUACGCCAACCCCAUCCUGUCCUGGCUGACCCAGGAUCAGCACUAUGGACAGGGUUUCUACUCUGUACAGGACACAGUCUUGACUCUGGAGGCGGUGGCAGAGUACAGCAGAAUCGUCCCUCGAGCCGUCCUCAAUCAGGCGAUCAACGUCCGCCAAGGCAGGAAAGGAGCGUUGGAACAAGUCAGGCUGAGCCAGAGCCGACCUGUGGCCACGCCCAUCCAGGUGACGACGGAUGAUGUCAUUGAUGUAUCUACAGGUUAUGGGAGCGGCGUGUCCAAAGUGAAGAUGAGGACAGUUUAUUAUGAGACCACCCCGACCUCACUGAACUGUAACUUUGACCUCACCAUCGAGGUGGUCGGCCCCGACACCAAUUCCACAAUGCGUUCUCCUCACCUGGUCGCCUGUGUAAAGUAUAAACCUCCUCCUAACGAGGUGUUCACAGAGUCCAGUCUGACGGUGAUGAAGAUCCAGCUGCCAACAGGUGUGGACGCUGCCUACGAGGACCUGAGACAGUUCAGAGACUCAGACGAGCCGACCAUCUCCGACUACAGGAAGGAAGGAAACACUGUGAUCAUUCAGAUGGACUCCGUUCCCUCGGACGUCUUCAUGUGCGUUGGUUUUGGGAUCACGACCACGUUCAGGGUGGGCGGAGCCAGCAAGUCCCUGUUUACUGUCUAUGAGCCUCAGGACAAAGGCAGUGAAUGCACCAAACAUUUCUCCUAUGAGCCUCAGAAGCUGCAGCGCCUCUGUGUGGACGAACAGUGUCAGUGUAUGACAGCGGCAUGCGCCGCCUACAGAGGAAGCAACGACUUGACUCUGACAGCAGCCAAACGUACGGAUGAGACCUGCAAGCCGCACAUCAAAUACGCCUACAAGGUGACAGUGAUGUCUUCAGCAGCAGAGGGAGACUUUAUGACCUACACAGCCUCCGUAGUUGAAGUCCUGAAGAACACAGAUAAAGAGUUUGAGGCGGUGAGUUCAGGGACAGAGGUGGAGCUGGUAAAGAAGGUGACCUGCAGCGCUGUGGAUAUCCAGAACAACAAACAGUACCUGGUGAUGGGAGCCAGCGGGUCACAGGUCAAACUCAGCCAGACCAUCAAGUAUCGUCUUCCUCUGGACUCGGAGGCACUGGUGGAGCUGUGGCCGACAGACUGUGAUACUCCCGAGUGUUUGGACUACAUUUCUAACCUGGAUGACUUCUCUCUGGACCUGCAGUUAGCCGGCUGCCCCGACGCAUCGUAACGCAGCACGCCAGACUGUCGUUAGUUCGGGGAGCUUUGUUAUCUCACAGUUUGAAUGUAAAUGACUGUAUUCCUGCUUUUCUAAAUUGUGUCUCCAUGUCAUAAUCUGACAAUAAAAAGAUAAAUAAA